AUGAACCACAGCUACUGUGAGGUUGGGAGUCAUCCCGACCCCCAGACGGGGGAGACGGGACUGAUGGGCGUCACGACGUACCAGAACAUUGUGCUGGUCAGUUUGGUCAUCUCCAGCUUCCUCAGUCCGCUGGGCAUCGUCUUCAACAUCAUCAACAUCAUCGUCUACGUCAAGCUGGGCUUUAACGAGAGCACCAACAUCAUCCUGGCCAGCCUGGCUGUGGCCGACACGUGCAUCCUGCUCACCCUGUUGGGCUACACGGUCAACUCCAACCCGCUGGUCGUCUUGUCCGCACCCAGCUUUGACAUCCUCGCGGCGGUUGGCUACCUCGUGCUGGGCUGGCCCAACGUUCUGGCAACCCGAAUAGCGGGUUGUCUCACAACCUUUCUGACCUUUGAAAGGUUCGUGUGUGUGGCCUGGCCUCUGAAGGUCAAGGCUCUGGUUACCAAGGCAACGGCUGUCAGAUUUACUCUCGGGCUGUUUGUCUUCUCGGUGGCCUACUCGGUUCCCAUGUAUCUGGCCAACAGCAUCGGUCUGAGGUUCAACCCCAUGUCAAACCAAACCUCUGUUGGACUUAUCGUGGCGGAGAACAGCGACGUCCUGGAGGGCGUGUCCCGCAGCAUCAACAUCAGCAUCGAGUUCCUGUCCUUCUCGCUCGUCAUUCUCUUCACGGGAGGCCUCAUUCAAGCCUUCUUCCGGUCAACCCAAUGGAGGAACCAAACUGCUUCCGUUACUAAAAAUAGCAACUUUUCAAACCGGGACCGGAUGCUGUUGAGGAUGGUUCUAUUAAUAUCCUUUGUUUUCAUUGGCUGUUCUCUCCCCCUGGUUGUUGCUGACGUCGUGAUGCUAUUGGUCAAAGAUUACAAUGUCAAGGGCAAAGAGCAGAAUCUAUUUAUAGCAACCAUCUACAUCUGCUUCAACCUCAGCUCCAUCAACUCCACCGUCAACAUGUUCAUCUACCUGAAGAUGAGUUCUAAAUUUAGAAACGUUUUCUACCAGUUGUUUCAUCGUGCUAAGAAAGGUUUACCCAAGGGACGGACUGUGAAAAUAGUUGUCUCUUAA
This is a messenger RNA of Physella acuta, 1062 nucleotides long. Its product is annotated as FMRFamide receptor-like. Gene Ontology annotation, cellular component: membrane. Lineage: Eukaryota; Metazoa; Mollusca; Gastropoda; Physidae. Gene Ontology annotation, molecular function: G protein-coupled receptor activity. The record is from RefSeq and is a predicted model, not a curated record. Gene Ontology annotation, biological process: G protein-coupled receptor signaling pathway.